This is a messenger RNA of Desarmillaria tabescens, 1991 nucleotides long. RefSeq lists its product as uncharacterized. The transcript has 11 exons. Bases 18 to 1664 code for a protein of 548 amino acids. Lineage: Eukaryota; Fungi; Basidiomycota; Agaricomycetes; Agaricales; Physalacriaceae. The record is from RefSeq and is a predicted model, not a curated record.
UCUUGACUUCUCACGCGAUGGACCUAGCAUCAACCUCUGCCUCGCAAAACGCUCCGCGAGCAUAUAUAAAUGGCUUCAAUCUCUCUGUGGACUACAAGAUGCCCGAUCUAUCUUUGGUUCGGAGCCAGGCUGCUAAAGUUACCGAAGUCAUGGACGCUCCAAUACCGCCUCGAAUUGUUCUUCAAAAUGCUAGAGGUGAGGCUGCUACAGGGCCCAUCCCACCGGCCCUGUGGUACAACUUUAAGCUUCCUCAGCUCUUUCAGUUCAGCUUUUUCUGCUCUGUGGAGGAUGUUCCCGAGGAUAUAUUACCACAAUGCAUUUGGUCUCUCGGAUGGUCGAUUCGCGCCUAUCUGGAAGCUUCGGACGAGCAACUGAAGAUUUUCGCUCUUCUCGCGCCGCAGGGGCAAGGUAACGGUGUAACCAUUGACACAGAACGGUACUGUCGCUCCAAGAUAGCCGAUCACCUUCUUAAACCCAAAAUCAACCAACCACUAGAAGCUCUCCGCUAUAUUCGGUGUUCCAUGGAGGCGGACAAAGAACGUAGUGGACAGUCCGAUAUUUUCCUUAUAAAUCCGGGAUUAUACGCUUCGUUUGCUGCAUGCCUCGCACGGGCAAGAACGGACGACGUUGAAGCAAAAGCAGCGCUAUCACGUGUGAUGAACGACAUAACGUUAGACUCGGGCUCUCUAACCACGUUUUAUCGUGUCGAGGCAAAGGUGUAUCUUGCCCGUGUACUUCGGAGACUUGGGGAAGACGACGAAGCGCAGAAACUGGAGAUAUGGCUGGUCAGAUGGUUCAAGAAGCAUCCGCAUGAAUUCAGUGAUUCCGUUUUGGUACAAAUGUUCACCACGGAUAUUGAUCCAGCCGUGGAUCCAAUUUUCACAGGCCUUGGGGGAUCAAAGUGGCUGGAUCAUAGGAAGGCGACGUUGAAAACACAAAUUCGUGAAACUAGGAACUGCCGAAACUGCCGUGCGCGCGAACCCCAAGUGAAAUUGGCGCUAUGCAAGGCUUGCCAGCGUACAUUUUACUGUUCUGCAGAGUGCCAGAAAAAGGAUUGGCCCUCCCAUAAGGUAUACUGCAGAGAAGCUGCGGCAUAUUUAAAGAGAACAGCAGAGCUUGAGGGAAUAAGUGCUUUCGCAGCACAACAAUCCCAAGAUUGGAUGCAUUACAGAGACAAUUUUAGGCCGGAGAUAGUGGAAUGCUUUGUAAACGCUCUUGGACUAGUACGCGAUGUAUCACGAGGCCGAACACACAUCGUAUAUCAAGAAGUCGAGUACGUCCCGUCCGUAAAGAAUUGUCUCGACAAGUUCAGAACUACAGGAGCUGGAGUUUUCAAACUCGAAGAUGUCUGGCAAGAUAUUGAAUCCAGAAUGGGCCUAGAUCCUGGUGAGGGGAAAGUGUAUAUCCGCGAGAUGCUGGAGGUGUUCGAUCGUGAACCUGGGAAUGGGCAAACCAGGGAAGCGCACAUUCCCAUCUUUAAUUUGAUGUUCUCGGCCAAAAAUGAUGUCCAAGUGUAUCUUGGAAUCAGCGAUAUUUCACAAAAGAAGGUAGCAUUCAUGCGACCCAAGCCGGACUGGAGACGGGAUCUGAAUAUGAGAGGUGAACCUCCUGCUCACAUCAAGUUAGGCGAAGACAAAAUUCGGGAUGCAGAAUUUAUCUUUUGAAAGUGUGUGUCAAACCGUAGUUAUCGACCACGCAUGAGUGGCUAAUGUUGAUGUAUUUAGGUUGCAACAGGAAACGAAGAGAUAGUAACUCUGCCGACGGCAUUGGUGGGUAUGUAUGUGCGCACAGGUGCUGAUGAGUAAUAAUUGGCAGGGUUUGAAUAAAUGUAGUAAUGUAGUACCAUACCUUUGACUCUUCCAUCGUUGUUUCAACGGCCGACUUCAACGGCAAGGGUGAAAUAGACCUAUUCGUAGAGGCAUCGGAUAAAUUCAGAAUGUCAUCUUGGUGAAGAAACUGCAAGGAGGCUCAGAUAUUUGUGGAGUUGAGGU